AUGCAGUUAUACGUUAAAAGCAUCCCCGAGGGGCCUGGAUUGUACCGCGCAGAGCAGCUGCAGUACCUGUCGGUGGUGAGGCACGGGUGGCCACACCUGAGCGUCCUGACGACCCUCGGCGGAGACGAGAGAGACGACAACGCCCUGACAAGGGCCCUCGAGGGCGGCGACCCCGCGCUACAGGCCCUCGCCAAGGAAGUGGCCGCAGCGGUCCGACUCAACGACUUCGACGGCGUCAACCUGCACUGGGCAGAGCCGGACCUUGAUGGGGACGUCGAGCGGGACGAAAAGGGAUUCAGCACUCUGGUCAAGCUGCUCCGGCAAGAACUGGGCCCGAAAGCCAUCAUCGCCGUGAUGCUUCCCAACGACAGGGAGACACGGAGGGCCGUCUUCGACAUGAGAUCACUGCUAACGAACGCCAACUUCCUGUUCGUGAACACCCACGAGGUGCUCAGUCCUUACUCGGCCCUGACUCGUUUUGCUGGACCUGCGCGGGAGGCUGAGACUGGCGGCAUGUUCAAGACGAUCACCGAGGUACUGCACGAACUGAACACCAACAGCACCCGCAAUCUCUGCUUUACCGUGGGUCUGGCCGGCGUCGCGUACCCCGUGAACCCAGAGGCCAAGCUGGACGUAUACCUUCCACUCAAGAGCAGCGAGGUUGCUGCAGCGGCUGGCGGAGCUCAAGUCGCGGGCCGAGCCACAGCCGAAGCCAGCAAGGAAGGCCGGCCGGUCUCGUACGAAGAAGUGUGCAAACUCAACCUGACGUGUCACCUUGCGUCAGCGGAGAAGAGCUGCUACGACAAGAGGAGAGACUCGUGGUACGGCUUCGUUGACGAGCAGACCAUUGCCUCGAAGGUCACGUGGCUGCUCAAGAACGGCUGGGAGCACCUGUGCGUGGUGGCGUGGAACGUGGACGCAGACGACACGAGCGGCAGCUGCCGGUCAACGGCUGGACCCUAUCCCUUGCUGCGCAGUGUCAGCGGGGCCCUCAUGCAGAUGGCCUACUGACCAGCGUAUCACUAAUGUGUUUCUUUCGUGUUGUAUUAAACAGCGACCAUAUAAUCCCCUGCCAUUUUGUUUUCUUUUUGCAGCUGCAGUCGUCUCGAUAUCGAGCGAGUACUAAGCGCCCCUGGCUCGCGCUAAACCUUAACGAU
Messenger RNA from Ixodes scapularis (black-legged tick), 1157 nucleotides. RefSeq names its product putative chitinase 1. Gene Ontology annotation, molecular function: chitin binding; chitinase activity. NCBI's taxonomy places the organism in Eukaryota, Metazoa, Arthropoda, Arachnida, Ixodida, Ixodidae. The transcript is spliced from 6 exons. Gene Ontology annotation, biological process: carbohydrate metabolic process; chitin catabolic process. The coding region runs from base 1 to 1011 and encodes 336 amino acids. Gene Ontology annotation, cellular component: extracellular region. The record is from RefSeq and is a predicted model, not a curated record.